Molecule: messenger RNA, 2180 nt
Organism: Erinaceus europaeus (western European hedgehog)
Lineage: Eukaryota; Metazoa; Chordata; Mammalia; Eulipotyphla; Erinaceidae
Product: fatty acid desaturase 3
Exons: 6
Coding region: 1-654 (217 amino acids)
Biological process (GO): lipid metabolic process
Cellular component (GO): membrane
Molecular function (GO): oxidoreductase activity, acting on paired donors, with oxidation of a pair of donors resulting in the reduction of molecular oxygen to two molecules of water
Source: RefSeq, a predicted model, not a curated record
AUGCCGCUGAGCCUCGUAAAACUGGAGAUGCAAAGGUUCCUGCUUUUAACUCUGAGAGCUAAGGUCCCCCCAUCCGUUCACACCCUCAUCUUCACGCUUGCACUCGGCCUGCUGAGAGGGGUGGAGACCUGCCCAGGGCACCCCAACCUCUCUCCUGCUCCCAGAGCCUCCACCUUCUCCCCGUCCCCCAUCCUCCCCCAGGACUUGCUCUGGGCUGCCAGCUUCUACACCCGCUUCUUCCUGUCCUAUGUCCCAUUCUAUGGCAUUCCUGGGGUGCUGCUCCUCUUCGUGGCUGUCAGAGUCCUGGAGAGCCACUGGUUUGUGUGGGUGACACAGAUGAACCACAUCCCCAAGGAGAUCGGCCACGAGAAGCACCGGGACUGGGCCAGCUCUCAGCUGGCGGCCACCUGUAACGUGGAGCCCUCGUUCUUCAACGACUGGUUCAGCGGGCACCUCAACUUCCAGAUUGAGCACCACCUUUUCCCCACCAUGCCACGGCACAAUUACCGCAGGGUGGCACCCCUGGUGAAGGCCCUAUGUGCCAAGCACGGCCUCCGCUACGAGGUGAAGCCCUUCCUCACGGCCCUGGCUGACAUCGUAGGGUCCCUGAAGAAGUCGGGGGACGUCUGGCUGGAAGCCUACCUGCACCAGUGAAGGGGACCCCCAGGGCCUAGCACCCACCCCUGACCGGCCUCAGUGGAGCUCUUCACCCUCCGGGGUCCAGGGGGUGCCUGACUGCCCUCCAAGCCCUGCUUUCUCCCCCUGGGCCCCCUUGCCUGUCUGCCUGAGGGACCAGGGCUGGGGAGGGCACAUGGAGUAGUCAAUCACAUGGUGAACAUGUUCUCCUAGAGUGAGACUUGAGGGGAAACAGUUAUUUUUAUAUAAAAACAAACUUGGCGGGGGCUGGGCAGUGGGUUAAGCGCAUGUGGCGCAAAGCGCAAGGACUGGCGUGAGGAUCCUGGUUCAAGACCCUGGCUCCUCACCUGCAGGGGAGUCACUUCACAGGCCUUGAAACAGGUCUGCAGGUGUCUAUCUUUCUCUCCCCCUCUCUGCCUUCCCCUCCUCUCUCCAUUUCUCUCUGACCUAUCCAACAAUAACAACAACAAUAAUAGUAACAACACCAAUAAACGAGGGCAACAAAAGGGAAAAAUGGCCUCCAGGAGCAGUGGAUUUAUAGUGCAGGCACCGAGCCCCAGCGAUAACCCUGGAGGCAAAAACAAAAACAAAAAAACCUUGGCUAGAGCCAUCAUAGAUGAUGGAGUGUUGAAUUUCAUGGGUUAGGAGCCAGUCCAGUCGGCCUCAAACAUCUCCAAAUGGGGUUCAGGACCUUGGGCCACUGGGGUUAACAGGACAGGAGGCAGAUGGUGGCAUGGGGAACCCUUUGGAGACUGGGAUCCAGCUGAGGGGCUUCCUGUUCUCAGCCCCUACUGGGCCUGCAGCACCUCCCAGUGGUGCCCCAAGUGUCUGUGUCAUGUGGGAUGGACCGUGUUUCAUGCUGCCCCUGGUGGUGGCCGAGAUGAGUGCACCCUCCAUCUAUGGAUGUGAAGUAUUAGCCCAGUUCCCUUAGAGUCACUGUCACCAUGUGGCCUUAGUUUCUGGUCUUGUGACCACUUGGGGCAGGCAGGGAUGGUGGUGGGGGAGCUGGAAGAAAGUAGCUGCGGGCAAAUCAAGCUCUUCUUGCCCCAUGGGCAGUAUUUGAGGGCAGGGGAGGGAGUGCUACUCCCAGUUGAGCAUACAUUACCAUGACCAUACGAAAGGACCUGGGUUCAAGACCUGCCCCCACCUAUAGGAGGAAAGCUUCACAAGCAGUAAAACAGGCCUGCGGGUGUCUUGUCUUUCUUCCUCUCCUCUCUCAGCUUCUUUCCUAUCUAAUAAAAUGAAAUAAUAAUUUUAAAGAAGGCUGCUAGGAAGUGAUUUAAAUGAAGUCAUAGGCAAGCACUGAACCCUGGUGAUAUCCCUAGUGGCAAUAGAAUAAAUAAAUCAAACACAGGGCUGAGUGGUAGUGUACCUGGUUGGGCACACGUUACAAUGUACAAGGACCCAGGUUCAAGCCUCCAGUCCUUUCUCCCACCUGCAGGGAGAAAGUGGUGAAGCAGUAUUGCAGGGGUCUACCUCUUUAUAACCUCCCCCUCGCUCUUGAUUUCUGGCUGUCUCUAUCCAAUAAAUAAAGAUAAUAAGCA